Molecule: messenger RNA, 3363 nt
Organism: Durusdinium trenchii
Lineage: Eukaryota; Dinophyceae; Suessiales; Symbiodiniaceae
Source: the annotation of a GenBank genome assembly
AUGUCCGCCACACAAGGCGCGGCUGGCCGGCAGUGGCAAGUGGCCCUUAGCCUGCUUCAAGAGAUGCCUCAGCGAACCGUCCAGCCAGAUGCAGCCUGCUUCGGAAUUGUGGCUGGCUCCUGUGAACGUGUGGGUCACCAUUCGUUCUCGUCCAAGCUGCUCGCGGACAUGUGCAAUGUGCCCGAAGCAACAACGCUCGCCAUUGGCUUUACUUUUGCUAUGAGCGAAGCCAAUCGCGCCAACUACUGGGAGCGCUCCCUUCAUUUGUUCAGCAGAGCCUGCCGUUUGCAACUCUCGUUGGACACAACCGCCUUCAGUGCUGCCUUGGCUGCCUGCCAGACAGGAUCCGCCUGGCAUCAGAGCUUAGCGAUCUUGCACAUGCUGCAGGACCAGGUUUGGUCAUCUAGCCCUGGAAGCUUGGUGGUUGCAUACUCUGCGGCCAUUGGUGCCUGUGUGCACCGCGGCCAAUGGGCCUUGGCUCUCCGCUUGCUGGGACGAUGCCAGCAAGAAACAGCACAGUUUAAAGAGGCGCAGCAACCGCUGUUGGUUGCAGUGCAUACUGCCUUAAGUGCAGUGGCGGAGACGUUGCACUGGGAGAAGGCUCUUGAGCUAUUGCCAGAGAUGGCAGAGGCUGAGGGUGCUGCGCGCCUGGCUGUUCAGCGAGCCACCAACGCUGCUGCUUUGGCAUGUGGGCGAAGCGCAGCGUGGCAGAAGGCCUGUGCUCUACUGGAUUUGCCACUGGUGUGCCAGGCUGCGCACGGAGCCCACGCAGCUGCUUCAAAAAGCAUUGGCCAUGCUUUUGCCGCAACAGCCUGCGAGCGCUGCGGUAUGCAAAGUUUGCCACAGCGGCUGCAAGCUGCUGCAGUGGAAUGGACCCAUGCACUUGCCUCCGGGUCCAGCACAAAGCUGGUGGCAGACACAGCGCCUGUGGUGGUGGUUCUGGAAAGCAGUGGCCUUGUGCGCAGCUCUUGUAGGCUCUUUGCUCCGUUCCUGUCAUUGGUGCUUCGAAGACUUCGGAGCCCUAGCAGAGCUCGGGAUCUAGGUCUUGCUGGCCUUGCAGACCUUGGCCUGGUUUCGGCGCGGCUGGUGGAGGGCUACGAGAUUUUCAUCAAGUUUUUGCCUCCUUCGGCCACAGCUGAUGCGCUGAAGAGAUUCUUCUCAGAGGCUGGCGACAUUGUCGGAGAGCCUCGCAUAAUGCUUGACAGCAAGACCGGGAAUUGCAAGGGCAUCGCUUGGAUCACAUUCAGCAACAAAGCGGCCUUCGAUGAGGCAUUGAGCUGGAGCGGGUGUGACUUCAAGGGCCGCAAGCUGGAGAUCAAAGCUGGCAAGCAGUUUCACACCGGCAUCCGGCCUUCUGUACAAGCGGCUGGUACACACACGCCAGCCCUUUGCGAAGAGGUUGUCAAGAAGCUGGUUUCACCCAAUCCAGGUGGAAUCUACGUUGAUGGCACCUUUGGUCGCGGAGGUCACAGCCGAGCAAUGCUGGCGGCCAUGUCCCCCUCCGGGUCGCUGCAUGCCUUCGACAUGGAUCCGGAAGCCAUUGCAGUGGGCAAAGAACUCAUGCAGGCUGACUCCCGCUUCACCAUUCAUCAUGCGCCUUUCAGCUCGAUGAAGGCAGUCCUUAAGCCGCUGGGCGUGAAACCCUCUGGCGUUCUGUUUGACCUGGGCAUCUCCUCGCCCCAGUUUGAUGAUGCCGGCCGGGGGUUCCGUCCGGAGGCUGACGGACCCCUAGACCUGCGCUUCGACCAAAGCCAGGGUCUCACAGCCUGGGAUUUCUUGAUGUCUGCAUCGCGAGAGGAGAUCAUCCGUGUGAUCUCCGAGUAUGGUGAGACGUCAGAUGCUGCUGCCUCACAGCGGAUCGCAGAUGUUCUUUGCUUGGCGCGCGCCCGCGAAGCCUUGCCGCAACGAACUCGCGAAUUUGCAAUGCUGGUGGCUCAGGGCAAGGGACCGGAAUACCAAGCCAUGCACCCUGCGAAGCUGACCUUUCAGGCCUUGCGCAUCCAUUUGAACAACGAGUUUGGCGAGAUGCGAUCAGGGAUCCAUGCUGCGUUUAGCCUUCUGAACGAGGGAGGCCGAAUUGGUUUGAUCUCCUGGAAGCACUCUGAGUGUGCGAUCAUCAUGGACAUUUUUCGCUCUCUUGAAGCUGUUCGUGACAAGGAGCCCCUUCUAAAGUGGUACAGUGCACAAGCUGCGGAACCACUUCCCGAGAGGUGGUCCAUGGAGAUGGACGAGACGACCCGACCAUCCGAGCGGGAGUUGCAGACCAACUCAAGAUCUCGUUCUGCUUUGCUCCAUGUGUUGCGAAAGCGUCGCAUGCCGCGGCUAGCUGACUUGGAGCAACUGGCAUACGCUUUGCCAGCUUGGUGCAGCGUAACUGAGCCGUCCAGCAGCUCGGUGCCAAAGAAGCGGCGCAAAGUCUCGCCUGCAGAAGCACAGAGCUCAGGUGCCCCCCUUGUGGUGGCUGACGGCAUCGAAACUCGAUGGCCUUGCGGUCGCUGUGGCGUUCGAGGCCACCGGCUGAGCGAGUGCCCCAUGUCUCACAUGGAUGGCUGCAAUCACUGCGGUCAGGCUGGGCACACAACGAAAUUCUGUACCUUUGGUUCCAAACCUUUGGAACGCUUCCUAUUUUGCGAAGCUGUGAGGCCACACUUGCCGUGCUUUUGGCGACGUUUUCUGGUGCCACUACAGCGUGCUGAUGCUGAUGCGUUCAAAGCAGAAGAUCCUCGCACUUCUGGGCGUGCAGAUGUUGGCCUUCGCUGCCUCUCCGCAGCUCUCUUUCGAAGCCAAGGUGUACGGCACAACACCCAGGCAUGCCUUUCUUUUGAGAAGAGUGGGCACACCCUGGAAGUCUCUGGAGCUUUAGUCAGAGGCCUAGUCCCUGAUGAGCCUCACCUGGCAGAGCGCGUCCGCUUGGCCUUGAAUGGUGAGCCGAUGCCUGAUCCUUCUCAAGAGCCAGAGGCAUGGUGUACAAGUCCUUUGCGGGGCAUGGAAGCUCGGAAGCGCUCCACAAAAGCAGCCUUGAAGGCGGCCUUGCGGAAAGCAGACGAGAGUCCAGGACGAGUGGUAAUGCUGCUUCUGGAUGCGGAUGGUGAGCCCAUCGCGGAGGUGCUGAAGCAAGUCCGAAGGGGCGGUGCUGUUCAAGGUCUUGUGGUGCUGGUGGGCGAUCACCGUGGCUUCACGGGCGAAGACAUGGAAAAAUAUGAGAAGGUCGCUCUGUCAUCUGGCGCAGAUGUCAUUCGUGCUUCGUUGGGCGGCACAACACUCCUAGGUUCCCAUGCCAUCGUCAUCCUGCAGCACUACUUGGACGAGCACAUGCAUCGCUGUGAGGUAGCCAAGCAAGUGGACUACGGUCGUGGACGGUGA